UUCUCAUUUAAUUUACAACACUUUGCAUUGAGCAGUUUACAAUUUCUGAAUGAAUUUUUGGCAAGUUCCCCCCAAAUUCGGAAUCAAAGAGCAAACCACAUCAAUAGGAACUACACAAAAAGGACGACGUUUGUGCUACACAAAUGAAUUCUCGAACAUUUACGAAUACUGAGGGACAAGGAAAGUUCCAAAGGUUAUCAUUUGACGAUUAUUCAUCACCUUUCUAGGUUCUCAGAGAAAAACAAAAACUGGCCCGUAUUCAGAUGAUCGUAUUCGAUGGAAAAACACACACAACCAACUUUCUUUUCUUAUAUCCUCUUUAAACUUUCUUCAUAAGCUCUAGCUUCACACUUCGGGUGUGAUGCAGACUUCAUUUGUUCAUCUGAACAAAAAUGAUUAAUUUUUUAAACAAAAUUUUGUGUGUGGAAGAGACCAGUUUAUCAUUCAAGUCCCCUUCGUUAAGAGAAAAAUAAAUUUUAAUCAAAAUCAAAACAUUCAAGGAAAUAGAAACAGGAUAAUAACCCUGCAUUAUCCUGAUGCGCUUUGGAAAUGGAAUGAAAUUCAUUUCAAUGCUGGACACCGAGAACCUUUUCCAUCACCUUCCCAUGUGCUCAAUCAACAUUACCCAGUCUCUAUACAAUUUCAAUACACAUACACUUUUUUUUUAUCAAAAGAGUCUAUACAAAUAUACUUUGUAUAACAAAGCUAGUGCAGCUUUCAAACUGCAAAUAAAAUCCCAAAAAUUUAUUCCUAAUAAAGCAAUAGGUUAUGAUUAAAACCUAAGGUUGACAGUUUCACAAGCACAAACAAUGAUCAGUUUUUUGAAAGGGAAUCUUUAUGAAUGCCUUUACGUUCUGACAAUAAAUGCUUUUUCCUUCCGGUACUUGUUUAACCUUGAGUUGUUCAUUUUCACACACUUCUUUUUUCAAGGCAGCGAGUAAAAAUUCACAGAAGGUAUUGUCUUGUUAAUGGUUAAAAAAACUUCCUUCAAUAAAGACCUUUUGUUUGCUUUUUGCGACAAUAACUACGAAGCGACUUGCUAACACCUAUUUAAAUUAAAACUCAAAUGGUUCAUUAACAUCUCAAUGCUGGUUUGGGAGGCAAAAGAUUUGAAUCGUUUGAUCGAGGAUUACCUUGUAAAGAAAAAAAGCGAGAUCACAAAUGGAUGGUAACUAUUCUGUUAUGUCUGACCGAGGUUGCAGCUACCAUUUUACCACUGGAGUGUUUCUCACCAUCGCCAACAUAAUCACCACCAUACUCGGCACUUUUUUCAACGUUCUUAUUCUCGUCUCUUCGUCGAGAUUGCAUUCAGUGUCAAAUCUUUUCAUCAUAAACCUCACUAUCGCAGAUCUAUUGGUUUGCGCUGCUGCUCUGCCGCUUAACUCUGUGUGGACAGUCCAAAAGACACACGGAAUUUGCGUAUCUCAGGGGGUUCUGUAUUCUCGCAGGGUCAUUCUUACUUUAUCCUCAAGCGCCUCUCUGCUCAUCUUAAGCUGGGUGAGUAUUGAGCGUUUUGUUGUGAUUUCUAGGCCUUUGAGGCACAAAUUUUACAUCACAACACGGCGCAUUAGAAUCGUUCUUGCCAUUACCUGGAUGUGUUCGUUGAUGUAUGGCGCCGUUGCUGCAUUCGACGACAAUGCUUUCAUUACGAUUUUUUCAACAACGGCAACUGUGACUUGUUCUGUUGUCGUUACAGCAUGUUACUUACACAUCUUUGUCGUUGUUUGGAGGCAAAGAAGAAGUCAAACCGAACUUCAAAGAAGUCAGUACCAGAGCCAAGCAUUGGAGAAACAAGUGGCUAAGACUAUGGCUCUGGUAAUCAGUGUUUUUGUUCUCUGCUUCGCUCCCCUGACCAUCGCUAGACAGACUGUAACCACGACAUCUCACGGAGCCUUACAUGACGGAUUGUUGUUGCUAGCGCUGUCGCAUUCUGCAGUGAAUCCUGUGAUAUAUUUUCUCCGCUUCAGAGAUUAUCGAGCCGCUCUUAAAAGAAUUUUGUACUGCAAGAGCAUUCAGGUAGAAUACUCAAGGAACUCUGAUAAAACUUGUCUGGAUAACAAUCAAACCGAAUUAUGCCAGAUAGUGUCUUAGACUGCACUAUUUAUUAAAUGACUCGCACGUUUCUAACUCUGCGCAAUAAAGAACAACUACUCUGUUUACCUGCAAAUUAAACAACAAAAAAGAGUCGAGUUUCUUUUUCUCGAUUAACCAAAAUGAAGUAAAUUUAGCUUUCUACGGAAAACACAACAACUAGCAGAGUAUUGAGUUAGAGGAAAGUUUCAAGAACGGAGAACUAUACAGUGGCGCAGCCUGAUGCCAAAGAUACCGAAAAUAAAGCGUGCACAGUGAAGUGGAGUGUACAACCCCCUUAAGCUGAGUUAGGUCACUAAGCUUGCUAGGUUUACCGAACAGCUCAUGUUCUCCGUUCACUGAUGAGACCUUGAAGGCCGGCUAGCGAGCUGAGAGUUCAGCCCUCAUUGUACUGUUCAUAUGGGCCGGUGUUGUUAGUUCGUCUAAUGACAACAAAGUCUCAUGAUUGAACAUUCAUCUUGGUUAUGUGUUCGGUUACCAAUAUCUCAGUAGCCACGAUGCUUCAUCUUGAGAGUACAUCCUAAUUUUUAAUAAAGGGAAGAGUGGUGCAGGGCGAGGCUCGGAGACCAUACCAGCCUCG
Pocillopora damicornis (cauliflower coral) is the source of this 2671-nucleotide messenger RNA. Its product is annotated as trace amine-associated receptor 1. Gene Ontology annotation, biological process: G protein-coupled receptor signaling pathway. Gene Ontology annotation, molecular function: G protein-coupled receptor activity. The record is from RefSeq and is a predicted model, not a curated record. Gene Ontology annotation, cellular component: plasma membrane. Lineage: Eukaryota; Metazoa; Cnidaria; Anthozoa; Scleractinia; Pocilloporidae.